This is a messenger RNA of Saccharomycodes ludwigii, 1638 nucleotides long. RefSeq names its product RNA-processing protein REF2 (gene REF2). The record is from RefSeq and is a predicted model, not a curated record. The transcript has a single exon. Lineage: Eukaryota; Fungi; Ascomycota; Saccharomycetes; Saccharomycodales; Saccharomycodaceae. The coding region runs from base 1 to 1638 and encodes 545 amino acids.
AUGGAAGAAAUAAAUAAUAACAACAAUACCAAUAAUAAUAAUAAUAUAUUACCUCAUAACGUUAAAAUAUUCAAUGCCUUAACGGGUGCUUUUAUUUCCAAUUUACGUAAACUAAUCGCUAAUAUAAAAGAGAUUAAAACUUUCCCACAAUUGAACGAAAUAAAUACCUAUAUUGAGCAACUACGAAAAUCUUAUGAGGGAUUAGUGAAUGAUAAUAAGAAUGUCAUUAUUACUUUUAAUCGGGCUGAUGAACAACUAUAUCAAGGUUUGCUAAAUAUGUAUUUAGAUUAUAUUAAAGAAUUAGAAUUUAUCAAGGGUAAAAUAAUGGACCCAUCUUUACUCAAAUACGAUUGGUUAGAUUCUCAAAAUAAUUUUCCCGAAUUAUUACUUACAGAUUUACGUAAAGGAUUAAAGGAUUAUGAAUCCUUAACCGAGAAAAUGAAAAAGAAAUUGAUAGAUAAGUGCAAGAAUAAUGCUGAUAAGGAUUUGUUAACUGCAUUUUUAUUCCCAACAAAGUCAUUGGACAAUUCUGAAUUAUCAACUGCGGAGGUGGCACUAGCAACAGUAACAGAGGCAGAGAAAGAAAAAGAAAAAGAAAAAGAAAAAGAAAAAGAAAGUAAAUAUAAAACAAAAACUAAAACCAAAAAAUUAACUAAGCCUGAAACCAAAAGUAAUAUCAAAUUGGAAGAAAAUUCCAACAGUAAAAUCGAAAAUAAAUCUAAAAUGAAAAUAGCAGGUCCAAAGAAAAGAAAAAGCGUAGAUACUGAAGAGGAGUUAAGUACCAAACCCACUAAAAAGCCUAAAACUGUUAGGGAAAUUAAGAGUAAACCAACGCGAGAUGUUUCAAAUAUUAAAUUGCAGAGCCGUUCUCAAACAUCAAUAGCAAAAAAAUAUACCGAUAAAGGUUUAAAAUCAAUAUUGAAGUCACCAACACCAGUUGAUAGAUCUGCAUCAUUAGCAUCAUCGAAUACUUCAUCAAACAGUGAUAAUAAUAGUAACACUGUUAAGAUACUCCCACCUACUAGUAAAAAUAGUAUUAAAUUUAAGGAUGAUUUUGUUACAGUGUUUGGCCAUGAUUUGCCACCCACUGGUUUACAAGUCCCACCACAAGACCUUUCCAAACUAUUGGAUACUGCAAAGAAGCCAAUUUCCCCCAAAGAAUAUAAACUAGCCAAUUAUAAGGGACAACGUGUAUUGAAAUUGGAACCAAAUAGUAUAAUACCGAAAAUUGAGAAAUGCGAUAUUGUUGAUAUUAAAGGGGGUAUAGUCAAGCUAAAAACAUGCGCUAAACCACAAUAUAGGGUGAAUUUUACAUCAUUUAAUAAGCAUCUUUAUAAGUAUGGUAGACCAAGCAUUGACAGCGUGGGUCUUUUAAAAGAUACUUUCCAAAAUACCACCGAGGAAAAUUCCAACAUCGCCAGUAGGAAAAAGAAAAAGGAUAACGAUAAAGAUAAUGAUGAUAUGAUUAAGCUUAACAAAUCAAUUGAAUCAGAAAAAAUUACUUUAAACAAAGAUCCUGUAAUUAUUCCUGCUUUUGGGAAAAACAACUUAUUAUUAAAACAAGAUAGAGGUGGGCUACCUUAUAAAAAUGUUCCAAUAAUUAAACCAAAUAAAUAUCAACCCACUAGCAAAUACUAA